This is a messenger RNA of Aedes albopictus (Asian tiger mosquito), 2215 nucleotides long. RefSeq names its product B-cell CLL/lymphoma 9-like protein. The record is from RefSeq and is a predicted model, not a curated record. Bases 723 to 2210 code for a protein of 495 amino acids. The transcript has 4 exons. NCBI's taxonomy places the organism in Eukaryota, Metazoa, Arthropoda, Insecta, Diptera, Culicidae.
AUAGGCACUGUAAAGUUUAGAUAUGACAAGCAUGUGCUAGGCAGAGAAGUGCAUUUUUAAUUUAAUUAUAAUUAAUAACCGGGAGCUUGACCGUGAGUGUGACUUUAUUACACAAGUAAAGGUGGAGAAACAAAAAGUUUCAUAUUAAAAAAAAAACAUAAAAUUCAUAGCAUCCGAAAUUUGUGAAGAAUUCAACGCUGAGAAAUGUGAGAAAACCCCAAAGUACAGAAAGAAGUGUAAUUAAAAUUGUGCAGUUCCACGUAAUUAAUAAUUUGCACCGAGUACAGUCAGUGUCCGUAACGUAUAACGAGUAAGCCAGAAACGCCACCAUCGCAAAGGAAAGGGGAAUAUUGUUGGUUUUUUCCUUCGUCGCUUCGGUAGCGUUCAUUAUUGUGACUGGCAGAAGGUAGCAGCAAGUGCAAAGGAAAAUUUGGCACCGAGGCGUGAAUGUGCGAAAAUUGGCGCCUCUGGCAGCAACAGCAGUAGCAACAAGUGCGCAGAAGACCGACGACGACAGCGAAGUUGUGUGAAAAGUGCGGGGGUCGGUGAGAACUGCCCAAUUUGUGGAUUAAAUCGACACUAAAACUGUGCGUGAGCGGACAAAGACUCAAUGGAGCGUCACAAGCCACAAAAGCCACUUGACCACCCAAACCCCUGACCGGAACAGCGCCCAUUGUCGAAAAACCCGCAGUCGUCCCCUGUUCGAAAGAACUUGACCGGUAAUGGACCGCAAGAAUGGAACAAAGAUUCUGCCUGCACCACCACCACCAGCAACGACCAAAGGAUCCCCAGGAUCAGCCGCAGCACCGACAACAACGCGUCGAAAACUGGCCGUCAAAACAAACACCCCGCCGGCAAGUAGCCAAGCGCCUCUGCAGCCAAAGGGAAAAGCAGCCCAGUCGCCGCAACAAGGAGCGAGAUUGGGCCAAGCCAGUAGUGACGGCAGCAAUAGCAACUAUAACAACAACUGCAGCAGCACGUCGAAGAUGGAAAACGCGAUGCAAGCUACAUUUGCUUCCGUUCAUCGUCCUCGGCAGAUAAGCACCAUGACGGCCAUCAAACGGACAGGUUCCAACUCGGGUGCCAGAGCGGAUCUUGUGCUACUGCAGCAACAAAAAUAUGCCGGCAUGGGGGGACUUCACUUUCGCCAAGACUUGGCCGCAGCCGUCAUCCCAUCAGGAACGGGAAAGCCUCAUUCAAUGAGUGAAAACAAUGCCGGAAUAUUUAAUCAACCUGCUUUGCUUCCGCUGCCCGUUCAAAUACCUGAUCCAUAUGCUAAUUCAGCGUCAGCAUUCUACGGGCAGGCUCCUCCAACUCAGAGGCAUUCCAGUCAGUUGCAAAACCAGCAGCAGCCACUACAAUUUGAUAUGGCACUAUCACAAAAGGCUGAUUAUCUACAGCAGCCGAAGCAUCAACCAAGCGGCAGCGUGAAGUAUGGUGGCGUAAAUCAAAAACACUCACCGGCCAUGUCCAAUCAGACGGGCCCGACAUCGGUUGUGACCCGACUGCCAAAGCAGCAGCAACCGACCAGCAAAAUGGUACCCAAAUCGUUGAAUGACAUUUACGAGAAGCACUUGUUGAGUCAAACGCAGUUUGAUUCUAGCGGUGGCUCCGGACCAUCGAACAGUCUGGUACCGAAAGAGACCACCUCCGUCCAUCGAAUGAAAUCAUCAUUGGCGACGACCAUCAGCGGCCAACAGGCGCCACCGUCAAAUCAGACCAAUAAAUUGUCCAAAGACCACAACAGCCCGGUUAAUUUAUACGAAUCGAUUCGCGGCAAUUAUCAUAUCUACGAAAAAAUUGAUCCCACCACCAGCAGCGGCAGUAGCGCGGCAGCGCCACCACCCAAACGCAACUCCCGACUAGAGCACUACGUGAGGCCUCCACCUCCAUUACAACCGCGUCCAAAGUCACUUCCGGUUGGAGCCAGCCUCCCGUCGACUGUUCAACGCAACCAAGCUCCAUCCAGCAACAGCAACAACAUCAACAACAUUCCAUUCAAACUCACCAGCCCGGAUAUGCUGCGGACCAUGAAGAGUCCUAUCGGUAGCGGACCGGGUCUUUCGCCGAUUUCGGAGAAGCCACCGUUUUCGGCCAUUCCGGUGUACGGUGGUGGUGCAGCCCAUAAAUCAGUCAUUACGGCGGACAAGAUCAACAUUGCUCUGGAGACGGCGAAAGCGCUUGCAACGGCAGCGUACAUCGAGAGGUGAGUUCU